Molecule: messenger RNA, 417 nt
Organism: Verticillium dahliae VdLs.17
Lineage: Eukaryota; Fungi; Ascomycota; Sordariomycetes; Glomerellales; Plectosphaerellaceae
Product: FAD binding domain-containing protein
Exons: 3
Coding region: 1-417 (138 amino acids)
Molecular function (GO): FAD binding
Source: RefSeq, a predicted model, not a curated record
AUGACCUUUGAGGAUCUCUACACUCACGGACAGCAAAUCACACUGGUCAGCGUUGAGGAUCAUGUGUUCCCCCGAUGGCAUUACCGAAGGAUUCUCACCGCUGGAGACGCAGCUCACAAGGCCCACACCAUCAGUGCACAUGGAGGCAACGGCGCCAUGAAAACGUCCGCUGUCCUGGUCAAUGCGCUCCGGCGCAAGCUGAAGGACACGUCGCACGAUGCCAAGCUGACAGAAAGCGAUAUUUCCGACAUUUUCGCCGAAGCCCAGGAGGCCCGCUUCGGUCGUGCCAUCGCCGCUAUUGUCGUCGACUACUUCUUCCCCCGUUACGGCCAGCGGAUGAUCUUUAGCCUCAUUGUCAAGACCACGGCGGGAGCUCCGACGAUUGACGACAUCCCUGUGCUGACAAGACACGUAUAA